AAUUAGGUUGGUAGCCACUGCAGUAGAGACUGUUAAAAUGUGCAAUAUCACUCUAUAACUCUCACUGGAGUAGUAAAAGGAACACUAGAGCCUAUCAAUGAUACUGAAUUCCCUCCCUCUCCUCCCUCUUCCCUCAGAUCCUCGUCCUCGCGGGCCUGGCUGUCCUCGCCGCGGCCCGCCCGGAGACCGCCUUCAGCCACGAGACGGACGAUCAGCACCACGGCCAGAACAUCGACGACGACAACACCUUCACUGGGUCAUACCGGUGGAUGUCCCCUGAGGGCGUGGAGUACUUCGUCAACUACGUGGCUGACGAGGACGGCUUCCGCAUCCUUGAGUCCAACGCCGUGCCCGUCAGCAGCGCAGGAGUGAAGGCUGACGGCUCGCAGGGCGCCUUCCACUCUGAUGAACUUGAUGACGACCUGUACGAGGACGAUCUUCACGACGACAGCGAUUUCGACGACCAAGAUGACGAUGAUGAUGACGACCACAUUCUUGUUCUCUGAGUGGUUGUGAAGGAGUGAUUCGCCCGCACUUCGUCGUCUACACGUCUGUUUGUCCUCGUCGUCUGGUCUCGUCUCCUGGUCUCUUCCUCCUCCUAGUUCUCGUCUUCUGAUCUCGUUUCCUCCUCCUCCUCCUCCUCCUCCUCCUCCUCCUCCUCCUCCUCCCCCUCCUCCUCCUCCUCCUCCUCCUCCUCCUCCUCCCCCUCCUCCUCCUCCUCCUCCUCGUCUUCUAGUGCUUUAUGAUUCCUGUUUUGUGGUGAAUGGGCGUCAGUCAGUCAGUGUUCUUUCUCAUAUGGGCUUCGGUCAGUCAGUCAGUCUCCGCCCACGCCCAUGUUUCGUCAAGUCUUUCACGCCCAUUAUGUACUCUGUCCGCCCAUGUUUAUGCAUUCCCUUUACUUCUUUUUUUUCUUUCUUUUCUUGCUUGCUUCCUUUCUUCGUUCGUUCAUUCCUUCUUUUCCUCGCAAAAUAUUCUCUUUCACCUCCUCCUGUUCUGUUUCCUCCUUCUCCUUCCCUCCCCUCACUUUCUUCCCUUAUUUAUUUAGUCAUUUUUUUUUUAGUAAUAAAGUUGAAUGAAUA
This is a messenger RNA of Scylla paramamosain (green mud crab), 1079 nucleotides long. Its product is annotated as trigger factor-like. The transcript has 2 exons. The record is from RefSeq and is a predicted model, not a curated record. The coding region runs from base 270 to 506 and encodes 78 amino acids. Lineage: Eukaryota; Metazoa; Arthropoda; Malacostraca; Decapoda; Portunidae.